This is a messenger RNA of Alternaria incomplexa, 1419 nucleotides long. RefSeq lists its product as uncharacterized. Gene Ontology annotation, molecular function: purine-specific mismatch base pair DNA N-glycosylase activity; 8-oxo-7,8-dihydroguanine DNA N-glycosylase activity; adenine/guanine mispair binding. Gene Ontology annotation, biological process: base-excision repair; mismatch repair. Gene Ontology annotation, cellular component: nucleus. Bases 1 to 1419 code for a protein of 472 amino acids. NCBI's taxonomy places the organism in Eukaryota, Fungi, Ascomycota, Dothideomycetes, Pleosporales, Pleosporaceae. The transcript has 5 exons. The record is from RefSeq and is a predicted model, not a curated record.
AUGCCGUGGAGGAAGAAAUGGAUCGACCCCGAAGAGUAUGAAGACAAGGAGGAGCUGGGACGCGUUUUGUCGAAGAGGGCGUAUGAGGUUUGGGUUUCGGAAGUUAUGCUCCAACAGACUCGCGUGUCGACAGUAAUACCGUACUUCAACAAUUGGGUCGAAAAGUGGCCCACGGUUCAAGAUCUUGCCGAAGCGAACCAUGAUGAUGUUCUUUCCGUAUGGAAGGGUCUGGGUUACUACUCACGCGCAACGCGUCUUCAUGAAGGUGCGAAGGCUAUGAUUGCCAAAUCUGCUGGUGCUUCGUGUGCACUCCCCAGUGGUGCUACGGAGUUACAGGAAUUUCCCGGCAUUGGAAGAUAUACUGCAGGUGCGGUGUCUAGUAUCGCAUUCGGUGAAGCAGAGCCCGUCCUCGACGGGAACGUGGCGCGCGUGCUCAGUCGACAGCUGGGUUUGUACAUGGAUGUUAAGGACAAGAAGGCCACAGACGUUCUUUGGGAUAUGGCCGAUCGACUAAUCAAACACGCUUCUAACUUUCCGGAAACACGGACGAGUGAGGUGCCCGGGCUAUGGAAUCAAGCGCUUAUGGAACUCGGAUCCACUUUGUGUACACCGCGACCCAGGUGUGACGAGUGUCCUAUUCAGUCGACAUGCAGGACCUAUAGCGAAGGAAAGGCGUUAUCUGACAAGCGCCAGUCGGUGGUUGUAGUGCCUGACAUUGAGGAUGCAUGCUCUCUUUGUGCGUCGUUGGAUACCGAAGAUUUGGUAGCAGUUUCUGAAGACGCAACGAACGAUGAGCCGCCACGAGCGAACAAGAAGAGAAAAGCCGCCACGAAACAAACAAACACUAUCUCGCAGUACUUCUCCGUUGGAACGCCCAAGUCAAACGUAGAAACGGAAGACGAGGAGGAGGAUCUUGAUAGCCCACCUGUCGAGGAUUCCAGAAAGCGGAAGCUGCCGGCGCCUACUGGAGAGUCGAAAUCUAUAUCCACGUACUGCUCACUAUUCCCGAAGAAAGUGGCGAAGAAGAAGGCAGCCGAAGAAGACUGUGUGAGGCCCGCCAAAGGUCUCCUCGCAUCACUGUGGCAAUUUCCGCAGAACACGCUGACUGCAUCACACAAGACGCCUCAGCAGCGCAAGACGUCGGCGCAGCAAUACAUCUCUGACCUCGAUGCCGGUGCCGCUGACAUGAGCAAAGCGCGUUUUGUUGCCAGCUUUCCGCCAUUGGUCCAUGUGUUUAGCCAUUUGAGGCUGACCAUGCAUACCUAUCAGUACAGGAUCGACGCCGAUAAGGCCGGAGAUAUCGAGCUUACAUGCAAGGGCCCGCCCACCCGCAAGUGGGUAGACAGCAAAGCCAUGGACAACGAGACUUUGUCUACGGGAAUGCGCAAGUGCUGGGACCUCGUUUCCGAAAGCCUCUGA